Lagopus muta (rock ptarmigan) is the source of this 3215-nucleotide messenger RNA. It is a transcript of the gene C2CD2L, whose product is annotated as C2CD2 like. Gene Ontology annotation, cellular component: cytoplasmic side of apical plasma membrane. The coding region runs from base 694 to 2418 and encodes 574 amino acids. The transcript is spliced from 15 exons. Gene Ontology annotation, biological process: positive regulation of insulin secretion involved in cellular response to glucose stimulus. The record is from RefSeq and is a predicted model, not a curated record. NCBI's taxonomy places the organism in Eukaryota, Metazoa, Chordata, Aves, Galliformes, Phasianidae. Gene Ontology annotation, molecular function: phosphatidylinositol transfer activity; phosphatidylinositol binding.
GCGGGCGGGGCCAGGCACCGCGUCGGCGGCGAGGCGAAGGGCGGUGAGGCCGAGGGAUUACGUCGGCUUCGGUCGAGGAAGGAAAGCUCCUCACCAAGCACUUGGCUGUAUGGUCUGGACAAAACUGUCCAAAGCAAGCAUUCGUUGUGCUAUUUUCGGUUUUUUUGGCUGCUGCGUGUUGGUUUCUACUGCGCUUGGGGGAUGGGGUGCUGGUCUUCCCUAAGUCGAAUAUGGGUCAUGAAUCCCACAGCAAGUAUUGUCACAGAAGCUUACGUUGCCUGUUCAGGCCUUAGUACUUCAAGAACUUUGUUGUCUCUUGUUUCUACAGAAGGACUACAGAGCGCUGAUGACUGCUGUGUGAAAGAGUGUUGUGUCUUGACUCAAGUUUAGUUGUCAAAAGAAAUUGGUAGCAUUGGCCUAUAAGAGUAUUGCGCUAUUGUGAAUGCGGAUGGCUUGUUUGUAAAGGACUACUUACUCCUAUUAUAUGGCUGAUGUGUUUCCUUUCUAGAUUAUUUUUUCCUGUAUGCUAGAGAUUUGGGAAUUGACUAAUUGAAUUGACCACGUCUGGGAUCUGGAUCUGGAAAUUGACUUGCUCCAAAUAGUUCAGUGCAGAUCACAUUUGAAGAGGGUCCUCAAUUACCACCAGCAGCAAAUAUAAGCUGUGUGACUUGCAAAGGCCAGUCAGGUCACAGCAUGGUGCUGUGUUGUCAUCUGUCAGCUGAAGCUGUGAAGUUCCCUGUCUCUGUCACCCAGCAGUCUGCAGUUGCUGUUUCUGUGGACACAUAUCAUGUCACUUUGGCUCUGCUCCAGGCUGAGGUGGAGAUCCACUUGGAGGAGAUACAGAAUCAGGGUCUCCUGGUGUCAUGGACAUUCAAGGACAGACCAGACUUGGAUCUUUCAGUUCUUCCAAGACUUCAGCCUUGUGAGAAGAACGAAGGGAAAGCGGAUCUGUCCACCAUAAAGGAUCUAAUCGAGGAUACUAUUGUCAGCACGCAGCCAGCCAUGAUGGUGAAUCUGAAGGCUUGCACAGCUGGAACUGGCACAGUAUCCAGCAGUAAGGUGACCCAAGAGUCUCCAUACAGUGUAGUAGAAGCCCCUCUGGGUUCAAAGCUGUUGCUCCGGAAUCUUCGUGUGCUGAACUUAGGCUCACAGAGGAGUGGAGGAGUUGGGGAGAUACGCUGUGUUGCAGAACUAGACAGUCCCCCGCAACAGAAACGGACAAGGCCAGUGAGAGCUGGUAGCACUGGCAUUGCUGCAGAGAUGGAGUGGAAUGAAGAGCUGUUUCUUGAGUUAGGACCCAGAAGUAAGAAGCUGAAGUUACAGGUGCUGGGGAACAGCUGCAAAGGGGAAGAUGUGCUGCUGGCACAUACUACUCUUUUGCUUGAUUCUUUGGGCAAACAACCCUCUGGGAGACAGGUCUGCUCGCUGGCCUCAGGAGCUGGGCAACCACUGGCAGCUGAAGCUACCAUUGUAUUGGAGCUUUUAUACCAGGAUUCUUCUGCAUCUCUGAAUGCUCAGCAUGCCACAUCUCUGCAUACCAGCAUCACCCCCACAAAGAAGGUGGAGAUGGACCGGACCAUCAUGCCCGACGGCACCAUUGUGACUACUGUCACCACAAUUCAGUCCCGACCCAAGGUGGAUUGUAAGCUGGAUUCACCUUCAAGGUCUCCAUCCAAGGUGGAAGUGACAGAAAAGAAGACAACAGUGCUUCUGGAAAGCAGCUGUCCUCACAACUCCUUGUCCAGCAGCAGCCGAGACAGCCAGAUGCCCAAUGGCUUGGAUCCAGUGGCUGAGACGGCAAUCAGGCAGCUAACUGAGACAAAUAACAAGCCUGCCAAGAAGACCCCAACAAAACGUAGCACGCUGAUCAUCUCAGGAGUUUCCAAGGUACCUCUUGCUCAAGAUGAAAUGGCACUUUCUCUGGGUUAUGCUGCAUCCAUGGAGGCCACAGUAUAUGGGGAUACUGGGGCAGUCUGUGCAUCUGACCAGGUGCAUGAUUCCACUGAAUCAUCACAGCUGCUGGAAGCAUCACCAUCAGAACAAAGAGCUGGUCAGGAGCUGGAUGAGACGACGCGAUCUGACAUCUCUGAGAGACCGUCUGUGGAAGAUGUUGAGUCUGAAACUGGCUCCACAGGAGCCCUUGAGACCAGGAGCUUGAAAGAUCACAAAGUUAGCUUUCUUCGGAGUGGUACCAAACUCAUCUUUCGGAGAAAGAGCAAGCAGAAGGAAGCUGGCCUCAGCCAGUCACACGAUGACUUGUCCAACGUCACCGCUGGUUCUGCCACCAAGAAGAAAGCUGGCAGCUUCUCCCACCGCCUCAUCAAACGUUUCUCCUUCAAGUCUAAAUCCAAACCUAAGACUAGUGACAACACAACAACAGAGAAGGAGCUGUUACUGGGUAGCUGUCGAGAUGCUUGACUGCUGGGUGAAUGGUAUUUGCUUCUGGGAUCUUUUGCUGUGUUCCUCCUCUCCCUGCCCCUAGUUCAUGGUGAGUGUAAUGAAAGUAACAAUAUCAGUGGCGGUCAAACUUCUGAAAAAGACCUUCAUGUACUUGUGAUAUUUAGAUUUUUCUACACAGCAUGAUGACUGCUCUGAACCAUCUUUCCUUGCUUGUAGAGGUACUGGACCAAAUAUGUAUGCUAAAUCUGAAUUAGCACCCUUCCUUUUGCGUGCUUUUUUUUCUCCUAGCAUUUUAAUGCCUUUUUUCUAGGUGGUUUAUUUUAACUCCAGGUUGUUUGGAGGGAAAAAAAACAGGAACUCUGUAGUUAUUUAAGAAAUGGAAAUAAAAUGACCUAAUUCAGACAAAAUGAAUGAAGUUAUUGCACCUUUGUAAAUGUUGAAGAAUUCCAUUGCUGUGUAAUGGCUGAACCUGUUAACUUAUUAAAACAUGUGGAAAUGAAAACCUGAUCCUGAGCUUUACUUCAUACAUGCUGAAGUGUUGUGUGUGGGCCGUGAGCUUUCUAGAAGUCCAUAAAGGUACUAGAUUUGUUGCUCUGUUUUGUAAGAUUGCCACCUCUGAAUAACCCUUUUUUGCGAAAAGUAGAUACAGUCUGCAAGCCCUCAGCAAGUGCUGAAGCUUUUGUCUCUCCCUAUCUUAUCUGUCUUAAUCUCUCUGUCCUUCUCUUUCUCUCACUGACUCUUGCUAUAUCCCUCUGCCCAUCUGGUUGUCUCCUUUCUAAAUCUUCUUGCAUCCUGCUCCCUUAUUCUUAAUUUUU